This is a messenger RNA of Tilletiaria anomala UBC 951, 4350 nucleotides long. Its product is annotated as putative SNQ2-ABC transporter. Bases 1 to 4350 code for a protein of 1449 amino acids. The transcript has 14 exons. Gene Ontology annotation, biological process: transmembrane transport. Gene Ontology annotation, cellular component: membrane. Gene Ontology annotation, molecular function: ATP binding; ABC-type transporter activity; ATP hydrolysis activity. The record is from RefSeq and is a predicted model, not a curated record. Lineage: Eukaryota; Fungi; Basidiomycota; Exobasidiomycetes; Georgefischeriales; Tilletiariaceae.
AUGGAGGUCGACAGCACGGGCGAGGCGGACAGCAAGCGUGCGCAGCAGAACAUCCCGCGUGACAUGGGCGUGGCGUGGAAGAACCUCACUGUCACCGGUGUCGGAGCCAGCGCUACACUUGGCAGCACCGUCGGCUCUGUGCUCAUGUCGCCCUUGAACUUCAAGAUCAUGCUGCAGGCGCUCAAUCCGCCUGUCAAGGAAAUCUUGCAUAACUUCAAUGGCAAUGUGCGUGCCGGAGAGAUGCUGCUUGUUCUAGGGCGCCCCGGUUCCGGAUGCACGACCUUCCUCAAGAUGCUCGCAAGCUACCGCGACGGAUACCGAUCGGUCGAGGGUGAUGUCCUUUACGAAGGUCUCGAUCACAAAGUUGUGGAAGGGCCUCUACGUGGUGAGCUCGUCUAUGCCGCUGAAGACGAUGUUCAUUUCGCCUCGCUCAGCGUGGGCCGCACGCUCAACUUUGCGAUCGGAACGCGUGCACCACAAGCGGCCGUGCGUCCGGGCUUUGGCGCCAAUCGCAACACGCGCACCAACUACGUUGCCACGAUGCGCGAGGUGAUCGCGACGACGCUCGGCUUGAAGCAUACGUACAAGACGCCGGUGGGCAACGAGCUGAUCCGUGGUGUUUCGGGCGGAGAGAAGAAGCGCGUUUCGAUCGCGGAGCUGCUCGCUACACGCGCCAGAAUCCAGAUUUUUGACAACUCGUCGCGUGGCCUGGACAGUAGUACAGCGGUGGAGUUCAUCCAGUCGCUGCGAAUCCUGGCAAACACGACGCGCACGACGACAAUCGCUUCGAUCUACCAGGCAGGCGAGCCCAUCUAUCGCUUAUUUGACAAGGUCGUUGUCCUCUACGCCGGCAGGACAGUCUACUUUGGCCCUGUCGACAAGGCUGUCGAGUACUUUGUAGAGAUGGGCUACGUUCCGCACGAGCACCAGACCAGCAGCGAUUUUCUCGUCAGCGUCACCGACCCACAUGCACGCAUCGUCCGCAACGGCUACAAGGGCAAGGUCCCGCUCACUGCUGAGGAGAUGGAGGCUUACUGGUGCUCGAGCGAGGCUGGCCGCGCGUCCAUGGAGGGAGUCGACAACGAGAUCAAGCGCAUGAAAGGUAUCAGCACCGAGGAGGCUGCCGAUUACCUUGCCAACGCUCGAUUGCAGAAGGCCAAGGGCAAGCGCAAGAGCUCGCCCUUCUUGCUCAGCUGGAGUCAGGAGAUUCGACUGUGUAUCCAGCGCAGAGCCCAGAUCGUCGCCGGCGACAUGGCCACUCAAAUCGUCCUUGUCGCCGCUACUGCCAUCCAAGGUAUCAUUAAUGGUUCUGUCUUUUUAAAUCUUCCAGGCGACACGAGUGGCUUCUUCUCUCGCGGUGGUGUUCUUUUCUUCUUGCUGCUGUACAAUUCGUUCAUGGCGCAAGCCGAAGUCGGAAAUGGCUACAUGCAGCGCCCGAUCGUGAUCCGCCACAAGAAGUUUGCCAUGGUUCACCCAUCCGCCGACGCACUCGCCAACACCCUGCUCGACAUCCCGGUUCGUUUGAUCUCCAUCAUAGUAUUUGACGUGCUUCUUUACUUCAUGACAGGCUUGGCCCGGACUGCCGAUCAAUUUUUCAUCCUCCUUGCUACCACUGCCCUGCUCACCUACACGAUGGUCGCCUUUUUCCGGUUCUUGGCGGCCUCCUUCCGUUCGGAAGCAAAUGCUGUCUUGCUUGGUGGACUUGCGAUCAUUGACUUCUCACUCUACGCUGGCUACAUCAUUCCAAGACCCUCAAUGGUUUGGUGGCGCUGGCUGAGCUACUGUAACCCCAUCGCUUUUGGCUUCGAGAUCUUGAUGGCAAACGAGUUCCGCCGCCUUCGCGUUCCUUGCGCUCUAUACAUUCCUUAUGGUCCAACCUACGCAAACGUGCCCAUCGAAAAUAAGGCGUGUCCAACUAUUGGCGCUGUUCCAGGCCAGGAAUUAAUUGAUGGUAAUGCUUACAUUGCGCAGAGCUACGGUUACUACUGGAGUAAUUCCCGCCGCAAUGUAGGCAUUCUCAUCGGUUUCUGGAUUGCAUUUGUCAUAUUCUAUGCCGUGGCCAACGAGUUCCAGAUGGACCCCAGUGCUUCAGGUGGUGUCAUGGUCUUCAAGCGCGGUGCCAAGAAGAUCCAGGACCAGAACGAGCUCGAACAAGCGGCGGCACGCAAUGCCCUCAAGGAAGGCGAACACGGUGACGUUGCAGACAGACUGCACACGGAUGCUAAAGAGCCUCCGACCUCGACAGACAUUUUUGCCUGGGAUCACAUCAACUACGAUGUUACAAUCAAGGGUGGUGAGGUGCGCAGACUGCUUAAUGAUGUUAGCGGAUAUGUUCAACCUGGAAAGAUGACCGCAUUGAUGGGCGCAUCUGGUGCAGGAAAAACCACGUUGCUUAAUGUCCUCGCUCAACGAGUCGAUGUCGGCGUUGUGCAGGGAGACUUCCUCGUCAAUGGGCGGCCACUCCUGGCAAGCUUCCAGGCGCAGACCGGCUACUGUCAGCAACAGGACAACCAUUUGCCAACCACGACGGUCCGUGAGGCCCUCGAAUUCAGUGCGCUCCUGCGUCAGCCAACUGGGACCAAGGCCGAGAAGCUCGCAUACGUUGAUGAAGUGCUGGAAAUGCUGGACAUGCAAGAUUGGGCUGAUGCCCUUGUUGGAGAAGUCAGUCAAGGUCUCUCGGUCGAGCAGAGGAAGCGUCUUACCAUCGGUGUCGAAUUGGCGGCCAAGCCAAAGCUUCUCCUCUUCCUGGACGAGCCAACGAGUGGUAUGGACUCCUUGGCCGCGUGGAGUAUUGUUCGCUUCCUGAAGCGACUUGCAAACGCUGGCCAGUCGAUUCUUUGCACAAUUCAUCAACCUUCUGGUGAACUCUUCUCCCAAUUCGACAGACUAAUUCUUCUGAAGAAGGGCGGCGAGGUCGUGUUCGCUGGCGACAUUCACAACUCGAAGCAGCAAUGCGGCAAGCUACUCGAAUACUUUGAACCUCGCUCAGGUCGACUCUGUGGCGAUGACAACCCUGCCGAGUACAUUCUUGAAUGCAUCGGAGCGGGUGCUGCCGCUAGCACAGACAAGAACUGGAGUGCCAUGUACAAGGAAAGCGAGCUGUACAUGCAGAUGCAGUCUGAUCUUGCCAAGAUCUUCGCCAGACGCGACGACCCUCAGUUUGAUGCAAAAGACGCGGACCUUGCCGCCAAGGAAUUUGCGACUGGUUUCUUCACUCAGCUGUGGGCUGUGGAGAAACGCACAAUUAUGUUUUACUGGCGUAACCCAGUCUAUAUCUGGGCCAAGCUGGGGCUGAACAUAGUUAGCGGCGUCUUCGUCGGAAGCUCUUUCUACGGACAGGGAAAGAAGGGCACGAUUGCCUCGCUGCAGAACCAGAUCUUUGGCGUCUUUAUUGGUCUUGUUCUUUCAACUUCGUUGUCGCAGCAGCUUCAGCCUGUUUUCCUUCAAAUGCGGAAUCUUUUCGAAGCUCGGGAGCGUCCUUCGAAGAUCUACUCGUGGCCUGUCUUGGUUCUCAGCGCGCUCCUCACUGAGCUACCUUGGAACUGGCUUGGUGGGACGCUCUUCUGGAUCCCGUGGCAGUUCUUCAUUAUGCCUUGGUCAUGUUUCCAGUGGUUCAUGUACUCGAUCAUCUUUCAGUCAUAUUUCGUCACGUUCGCACUUGCCAUCGCUGCUCUGUCCCCCAACGCAAUGGUCGGCGCGAUCAUCUUUUCAACCUUCUUCAGUUUUGUCAUCGUGUUCUGCGGUGUAGUCCAACCUCCGCCGCUUCUGCCGCACUUCUGGCGCGUGUGGAUGUUCCCGCUAUCGCCUUUCACUUACCUCAUCGAGUCGCUCAUGGGCAACACCCUAGCGGGCACACCGAUCCGUUGUGCACCUUACGAGUUUAGCACGAUCGUCCCGCCAGCCGGUCAGACGUGCGACCAAUACCUUGGCGGGUUUUCGAUGCCUCUCGCCAACCUCAGCAACCCCAACGCUCCUCGGAUCGGUGUCGGCUACUACACGCAAGAGGCAAAUGGGUGCGCCUACUGCCAAUACCGCGAGGGCGGAGACUACCUUUCCAGCGUCAACCUGAACGCCGCCUACCGCUUCCGCGACAUUGGCAUCCUUUGCGCGUACAUCUUCUUCAACUGCCUGCUGUUCUUCUUUUUCUUCUGGAUCUUCCGGAUUGCAAGCUUCAAGAAACAGCGCAACAGCAAGCUAGCGACGACAAUGCCGGGCAACGGUGCACAGCAGGCGGUCGAGGACACAGUCGAAAGGGGACAGGAUCGCUUCGCAGACACUGAGCUCGGUGCGGCCACACUUUCCCCACAGGCCACCGACACUGGUUCGCAGGCUGCAAAGUCCUCGUCUUGA